UAAAUUUAAAUUUUGGAGGUUAGUUUGUUUAUGUAUGUAAAUUUAUGUUAAAGAGUUGUAACGUACAAGAAACGAUAAUAUAAUGGUCUACAAACUAAAAUUUCCAAUUUUUGUGCAAAAAUAUAAUGUCCGAGUUUUCCUAUGAAAGUAAAGAUAGAGAGAGAGUUACGAAUGAAGUAUUAAAACGGGUACAGAGGUUAAGAAACCAAAUUGUCGAAUCUAUUUUAGACAACAAUCCUUUUGAUGUUGACUUUAUAUGUCCAAAAUCAAAAAAGGAAAAUAUUGAGCACAACGCAAACAUUGAACACCGCGUAGAGUAUUCACAUGGUGGAAGUAGUACAAUUCCCAGUGGAGUAAAUUUUUUUGAUUCAACCUCCAGAACAAAUACUUCUGAAGGAACUAAAGCAUCCAAUGUAUGUCUCCCCCUCGAUUUAUUUUGUACUUGUGAAAUUUGUGAAACGUAUACCAAGGAAUGUCUCAAAUUAAAACAUGAUUCUGAAUGCGCAAAGGAGCCACCUAUCAGAAGACUGAAACAUAAAAGUCCUCCAGAAAAUCCUUAUGCUAAAGAGAUUACAAAGAAAAUUCAAGAUAGUUAUCGCAAUAACGUUUCAAAAUAUUUAAAGUAUAUUGAUUGUGUAAAAGUUACGGUUCAUAGUUUGGUGUUAAAUCAAGAUGGUAUUCGAAAACUAACAAAUAGUCAAGUGAAUUUGAAAAACCGUGUUACAGCUGGUAUUUCAACUACAUAUUUUGUUGAAUAUAAUAUUCCUAAUGCUCUAAAAUCUUCUACUCAUAUAAAAUCAAGAACUGGUUCUAGAAUUGACCCGUCUGUUGUUAGAAUUUGUGCCAAAAAAUUAAAUGAAGAUGGAAUUAAUUUUAAACAAUCCCAUGUUCAUGAUGUGAUAAAUCUUAACGAAGUAAAUUUAAAAGCAAUUGAUUUAAAAUUUAAAGUAAGUAGUAGAUCACCUAACCAAAAACUUUCCUGCAUUUUGGGGACUGCAGUUUUCAAUUUGGGUUUGUUAGAGAUUUCUAAAAAUUUAUCAUGUACCCAAGAUUUGCCUAUUAACGGCGAAAUUCCUAUUAAUGUGGGCUAUUUGAAUGUAUCUAUUCAAUUUGGUUGUGGUCGACUCUAUUUUGGUAAAGAAUUUAUAGAUGCUGUCACCAUUAAUAGCGCAAAAGAAACUCACGUUGUUUAUGCCAGUGAAGAUGACGAAUCACUUAAAGAAAAUAAAUCAGUGUCUAAUAUUAUAAGUGAAGAAGUUACCAACAAAUUUACUAAUAAGACUAGUAACAGAGUAGCAAGUAAAGGAAACACAGAAAGGGAACCUGAGCAAUAUUCUCUUAAAGAAAAUAAAAAAAAAGUAAAAUCAUUACAAGAGUCACAAAAAAAUAUUAAAAAAAGUCAAGAAGAUGAAAAGAAGGAGUCUAAUAGAUCCAGUACAAAUAGAAGUGUAAUAGGACAACAGCAAAAAACAAAUUCUGCAAGAGGUUUUAUUUCUAAGGGACAGGGUCUUCUUUUACAUGGUUUUAUUUACAUAUCUGAGGUUCAAUAUUUGCUUAAUGAUCCCAUAAAUUCUUAUAUUGCUUGUUAUCCUUUUGCCCAAGAAGAUCGAAUUAUUAGUAGAACUGUCUACAGAAGUUUAAAUCCUGUUUUUAAUUUUUACCAGAAGCUUCCUUUUUUGCUGGAAGACGAUUUUUUAUUAUCACUCAGGAAUAAUUUUAUGUUGGUAGAAUUUUGGCAAAGAAAUGGUGAAGACAGUUUGAUAGGAACUGCAAAACUUCCUCUUCAUCAGCUUUUCAUUUGCUAUAGACAUGCCGAUAUUAUUAAACAACUUUCUAACAAUCAGUAUCCUGUUGUAACGUCUGAUUGGUGGGAGCCAAUACACUCACACCCGGAUAAUAUUGUUAGGGGUCACGUGAAAGCUUUAGUGGCUUUAGGAACCGAGAAACAAAUUUCUAAUCUAGAAAUCGAAAGAGGACUUAAAGAGUGUUCCUUACCCCCUAAUUUUACAUAUAAUCUUCCAAGUCAGCAGCGUACCAAGCAAAAAGAGUCUAGCCCCCUAAUACAUUCAGAACCUUAUGAAGAAAAGUGUACUCAAACUUCUCAUAGGAGUAAAUUAAACGAAACUUAUGAAAUAAUAGCAGACAGCACACCAAAAAAGUAUAUCACAGUGAACAAAGAAAUUGAAAAAGACCCUCAUCAUUGUGAAUGUUGUACAAAAACAAAAAAGACUGUAAAAGAAGUCCAACAAAUCCAACAGGAUCAUUCCACAAUAGGUAUUAAUACUGAUCCUCAAAAGUUUGACGCUGGAAUACAAGUUGACCCUGCACCUUCAAAAAUGGAAUCGAAUAGUAAGGGUGAUCCUGUGAAUAAGACGCAUGAGAUGCUAGGAGAAUUCCUUAGUCAACUGAUGGAACAAAGGAAUAAAGUAUCUAAAGAUACAGCUACAAAUACCGAUAAUAUUCCCAGAGAGAGUGUUCGUGAUAACAGUCAAAGACUACCAUUAUUAAACAAUAUAAGUCCAACAGUCCCAAUAUCUAAUACAUCGGCUUAUUUUGACCAAAUCGAAAAUAAUAUUUAUAAAAAUACAACAAAUUUACACUUGAGAAGUACAUCUGAUUUGCUUGAUUCUCUACAUGAAGCAUUAAAAGUUGAAGUAGAAGAAACCCCAUUAAAUAAUGAGAUUCCUGUGAGAGAUGUACAAGAUAAACUUUAUUUUAAAACUCGCAUAUUGGUAGAAGAAGCCCUUCACUUGCCCAUGAGAAAGAAAUGCAGAUCAAGGAAGAAUAAAAAGAAGCAUGCUAAUAACGAAAUUGCUCUUCCGCGUCAUUAUGUGACUUUUGAAGUCGAACCUAAUGCACAAUUAAAAAUUACACCUGUGGAAUUCAAAACUACCAAUCCACGAUGGGAUUUCAAAUGCGAGGUCUUUUUACCAUCAGAACUACUCACAAACAGCCAGAAAAGAUUGAUUUUUAAAGUAUGGCGUCAAAAUGGCGCUCCCACAGCUCAACAAAACUUACAUACCGAUGGAGUUGUUGGUUUUGCGGCGGUAGAUUUGACAGUACUUUUGGCUGGUCUUCCUUUUGUUCAAGGGUGGUUCAAUAUUAUCGACUUUUCAGGAAAAUGCAAUGGACAAAUUAAGAUAUGCGUUACGCCAUUGGAAUCGAUUACGCGAUUUACAAGAACUCAGAUUUCCAAUUCUUCGAAACCUACAGUUCCCAAAUCAAUUACUCUUCCAAAACCUGCCCCACCCCCUCCCCAAGAACCCAGUGAGUUGUUAAAUAACGCACUUAAAAGAAAGUUUCAAGAACUGGAAGAAAUCAAUCAACGUUUGCGAUCGCGACUUGCAAACGUUAUUCAAGAAGAUUCAGAUUCAAAUGACGACUUCUCUGAAGCAUUUGAGUCUGAUAUUAAUAUGCUUUGCGUAGAAGAUGACUUUGACACUAUCGACUUCGAUAAAUUGGAAAAACAGAAGAAACAUAAAAAUAGCAAUCUUUUGCUUCAACUUGAAGACAAUCCAGAAGGAGCAAAACACCUCACGCCCUUCAAAUUGGGCACAGAUCCAAACAAAAGUGAUGCAGAUUUUAGAUCUGCUUCCAAGAAAAUGAAACAGAAAGUUUUUGCCCCACUGCUUGUUGAUGUUGCAGCAGGUGGAGAUGGCGUUGAUACAAAAGGCGAGGCAAUCAACGAAAACGAUGCUACCAAGGGUUCCAUACCGCUUUCAGAGAGUUUAGCAUCGUUGGACCAACAACUUCAACAAGGAAAAGAACGAGUUGAUAAUCUCCUACAUAAAAUCUCCUUGAUUGCUGGAAACAAUGUUUUCGCUGCGUCGAAAAGUUUUGAAACAAAUUCCGACUUCCCCUUUAGCAGUCGUUAUGUUUCUGGUUGUUCUGUUAGCCAAACUAGUGAUCAUCAGACAGAUCCUACCAUAGAAAAUAGAGGACCCAAUUUCGUCGAUGCUUCGUUUGAUACUGUUAUGUUUGAAAAGCUCUGCAGUGUAUCUGCAAACUCCAGCUCUGCUUCUUUGAAUGAGGAAAGUGCUCAGUCUUGCGCAACUACAGGAACCAGUGUAAGUGAUUCUUCCUUGAAUAGACCUGCACCAGACGGAGCUGGUAGCAGCAUUGCUCCUAAAAGUUUCACUGCAAAUACUACUAAAUAAUUAGCAUCGAUAUCUUUAGAUAUAGACUUUAAAGGGCACAUGGGUACCUGUUUGUCUCAUAAAACGUAAUAAGGCCGUUUUUUUCCUUUUUUCUAUUUAGAAAUCCUCUAUGUACUAAUUUAUACGCUUAAAAAGUUUUUUAACGUUAUAAACUGUUUUAAACUUAUGUAGAGUAUGGUAGUAAUAAAGAAAAAAAUGCAUA
This is a messenger RNA of Agrilus planipennis (emerald ash borer), 4359 nucleotides long. RefSeq names its product C2 domain-containing protein 3-like. The transcript has 8 exons. NCBI's taxonomy places the organism in Eukaryota, Metazoa, Arthropoda, Insecta, Coleoptera, Buprestidae. Gene Ontology annotation, biological process: cilium assembly; centriole elongation. Gene Ontology annotation, cellular component: centriole; centriolar satellite. The record is from RefSeq and is a predicted model, not a curated record. Bases 126 to 4157 code for a protein of 1343 amino acids.